Molecule: messenger RNA, 4046 nt
Organism: Anoplopoma fimbria (sablefish)
Lineage: Eukaryota; Metazoa; Chordata; Actinopteri; Perciformes; Anoplopomatidae
Gene: ednraa
Product: endothelin receptor type Aa
Exons: 8
Coding region: 220-1548 (442 amino acids)
Biological process (GO): regulation of blood pressure; G protein-coupled receptor signaling pathway; enteric nervous system development
Cellular component (GO): membrane
Molecular function (GO): endothelin receptor activity
Source: RefSeq, a predicted model, not a curated record
CAUAAUGCGAAGGCACCUCAGAGCAGACGGGUGCAUUGCUCAAACCAAGUGGGAUACGGUGCGGCUUUGAUAGUGCGUUAAUUACUCAUGUGAUGUGAUACAGAUGUCUGGGGGGCUUCAGCCGAAAGUUUGCCUGACGGUUUCCAAGGGGGCCAGGCAGACAUUUUAGAAGCGAGAUAUAUUGGGACCGUCUUUCAAUCAGUGAAAUCAAAGCGCCGAAUGUGUUCCAUAAUGGGCACCCCAGCUGUGCAUAUGUUGGUGCUAAUGGCCUGUAUGGCAGCCAGAGGAAUGUGCCAGAUAAACAGAGCUGAAGCAGAGGAGCGGUCCUUCCCAGGCUCUUUCGUCCACCCCACCCUACAGUCUCCCAGUUUCUACAGCACCGUCAGUCCCAGCCUCCACCUGGGGGCCGAUGCCCAAGCUGUGGGAUCUGGAAAUGGAACUGUCGUAAAGAGGUCGAUGCGACCUCCGAGUUGCCUCAAAGGUACCUCGAUUAGUGGCUACUUCAAGUACAUCAACACCACAAUUUCCCUUAUAGUGUUUGUGGUGGGCCUGGUCGGCAACGCCACCCUGCUGAGGAUUAUAUACCACAACAAGUGCAUGAGGAACGGGCCCAACGCCCUCAUUGCCAGUCUGGCACUGGGGGACCUCAUCUACAUAAUCACUGAUAUACCCAUCAAUGUAUACAAGCUCCUGGCGUCACACUGGCCUUUUGACGACAGUGUUGCUGGCCUGUUUCUGUGCAAGAUGGUGCCCUUCCUGCAGAAAGCGUCUGUGGGCAUCACCGUCCUCAACCUGUGUGCCCUCAGCGUGGACAGGUACAGAGCCGUGGCAUCCUGGAGCAGAGUUCAGGGAGUUGGCAUCCCGCUGCUCACCGUCAUGGAGAUUAUGACUAUUUGGUUGCUGUCGCUCUUCCUGGCCGUACCGGAAGCUAUCGGCUUUGACAUAAUCACCUUCGAAUACAGGAACCAAACCAUGCGCACCUGCAUGCUCAACCCCAAGAGUGACUUCAUGUUGUUCUACAGGGACGCAAAGGACUGGUGGUUGUUUGGCUUCUACUUCUGUGUACCACUGACCUGCACCGCUGUGUUCUACACUCUGAUGACCUGCGAGAUGCUCAACCGCAGGAACGGCAGCCUUCGGAUAGCCCUCAGUGAGCACCUCAAACAGAGGAGGGAGGUGGCCAGAGCUGUUUUCUGCCUCGUCCUUAUCUUUGCCCUCUGCUGGUUCCCACUGCACCUCAGCAGGAUCCUAAAGAAGAUGGUUUACCACCCGGGUGAUAAGAUGCGCUGUGAGCUGCUCAAUUUCCUGUUGGUCCUGGAUUACAUCAGUCUCAACCUUGUAACAAUCAACUCCUGCAUAAACCCCAUUAUCCUCUACUUUGUCAGCAAGAAGUUUAAAAACUGCUUCAAGUCAUGUUUGUGCUGCUGGUGUUAUUCUGACAACCAGCUGAGCAGCAUCGGACCCAUGAAUGGAACCAGCAUCCAGUGCAAAAGCCCCGAGCCCAACAACGCCCACACUGAUCGCAGCAUCAGGAAAGAUAGCGACUGAUCCCUUCAACUCAUCUCAUCUCUAUUUUCAAGCACUUCCAUAUAUCAAGCAGCUUUUAAAAUACAACAAAUGCACACCCUAGAAUAUCUACAAUCACAAAGUACUUUUUCAGACAAUACAUGCACAUCCUUUUGGACCACUGAAGCAACAAAUGAGCCUGGCUGGGAUGGAUUAGGAACUGGAGAUGAAAGGAACUAACAAUGGAUUUAGUGCACAAUGCUCUGAAGUUGCCGGGAGACCCACGGGGGGCCAAACUUCCUACGACAAACUCCUUGUAUUCCCACACCCACGGACAGUGACGCUAUAGUGUGAGAGAGGAAGGGGGAGAGCGGGAUGAGGAGGACGAGGACUCUUAACAGGAUAUAGCUGAACCGUGACUAUAAAUGACUCUCAUCAGUAGCAAAGCGUGUUAUUCCUGUAAAGGGCAGCACUACUGGGAAGGAUGCACGAAGCUACAGGAAGGAAAAAGCAGACUGCUCGCUGUCAGAGGGAAUGAUGGGAGAUGAGCAUGUGCCGUCCCCAGGAGUUCCAUACUCUUUGACGAUGGAAAACAGGAAAGAAUGUUACAGACUCGAACAACAAUUUGUUUUACAUUAAACAUGCGAGUGUUUGCGCAGUGUAUCUUACUCACACUCAUUAUUCAUUGAACUACUUUGUGGUAUAAUUAGAAGAACGUUUUGAGGUUCAUUUGCUUCCCACUGCUUGACGAAAAACCUUUUACGAUAAAUCAGGUAAAGAAGGCGAAUGUCUACAGAAAGAUGCAUCCUUUCAUUAGAAAAAAACACUAUUUCUGUUUAGUGUAACCAUGAUCCAAAAAUUUGAGAUUUCAGCAGAGAAUCACGUCUGGUGUCAGAAUAAGCCAAAGUACACUGGCAGAAAAUCAGGUACAGGGUUGGAUGUUUUUAAAGUGGAUAAGGUACAACUUUGUAUUUCCAUAGCAUGUGUCAAGCAAAUGAUAAAUAUGAGGCAAUGCAUUAUGACAGGUCUGAUAUCACCAUAGACCAAAAAUGGACAGGAAUUAGCUUUUCUCUAAACACUGUGAAUUUCAAACAACUCUACAAUACUUGUGACUUUUAUGCUUGUAUAACCAACGGAAUAUAUAUAUGUAUAGUGUCCACUUUUAUAAAGUGUUAUAUUGCGGUAAUAAUAAGUAUUUUACUCAGACAACAUUACCUGUGUAAUGACAUAGGCCAAUGAGUUUUUAAUGGUGGUGGUAAACGUUCCAAAUUUCAAAGGAAUUGCUUAAGUUUUGGGGAAAAUACCCCAAGAGUAAGAUGAGAAGAAUGAUACCACUCUCAUGUCUGUACAAUAAAUAUUUAGCUAUACAGACGGAGAGGAUUAUUUUAGCAUAGCAUAACGACUGGAGAAAAAGGAAAAUCUGCGUAGCUCUCGGAGCGUGACAAAACCCACUUAGCACUGCCUUUAAGUGUUAAAUCGACAAAUUGUAUAUUUUUCCUGUUGUUAGGUACAGCCAGCAGCUAAGUGUAGCUGGAGAAAUCACUGUAUAUCCAGUAGGUAACCGGCUGCUCGCUGUAGUCAACCAGCAAAAAACUCAAACAAGAUAUAACUAGAUUAUAAUGAGCUUCAUAGGUGCUGCCAGGUGGCUUUUUGUUAUGUUUGGAGAAAGCCAAGCUAACUGGUUCUCUUCUGCUUCCAGUCUUUAUGCUAAGCUGAGCUAACCGGCUGCUGUCUGUUUUGUUAAAUUUAACAAAGAGACAUGUGAGUGCUAUCCAUCUUCCUAUCUGAUGCCAUGUGUACACCGCAAAUGACAAAAGCAACAAAACAGCCAUGGUUGGCUAGCUACAUUAAUGAUGAGUACACGUAGAACUUUUGCUCAAGCCCUAGUUGCUUGAGAACUGGCUUACGUCAUUCUUUUAGAUGGAACAAAACAGGGUGGAAACAAAAACAUGUUAUUGGUUUACGUUGAGUCAUUGGAGCGCUGAAAUAAGUUGGCACUAUCUCAACUUUGAUUUGUAUCGUGUCACACACAUCACGUAGCAACUUUCGGCCAUAUGUUUGUUGCUUCAUAUCACCGGCUUCUAUUUAAAAUGACUUGUAGCCUGUUGCUGUGUCAUUCCUAUCGUGAACUUAGCAAAACCAUCGCCAAGGAAGUGAAAAAGGGCAUUUUCCAAAAUGUCAAACUAUUGUUUUUAUGUUGAAAUCAUAUUCCACUACAAAAUCUAUACUGCCUUAUACUAUUUGAUAUGUGAAUACAUGUAAACCUGUGUGUGUUUGUGAGUUAGCAUGAGUGUGUGCGUGUGUGUGUGUGUGUGUGUGUGUGUGUGUGUGUGUGUGUGUGUGUGUGUGUGUGUUGUGUGUACAAUACUUGUACUUCUUUUGUUUUGCACACUUGUGUACAGAAGAACAGGUGAUAUCUGUACGCUACAUUUUUUUACCACUAACCAUUGGAGCAAUUCAUAAUAAUCUUUAGUAAAUGGAAUUCAUACAAUGUUUGUUGUCGUUGAUGCUGCUGCUUAAACCAAUAAAUCCAUUUCCAU